Messenger RNA from Pollicipes pollicipes, 1391 nucleotides. Its product is annotated as testin. Bases 1 to 1059 code for a protein of 352 amino acids. The record is from RefSeq and is a predicted model, not a curated record. NCBI's taxonomy places the organism in Eukaryota, Metazoa, Arthropoda, Thecostraca, Pollicipedomorpha, Pollicipedidae. The transcript is spliced from 8 exons. Gene Ontology annotation, molecular function: zinc ion binding.
AUGUUCAGUCCACCAGCCAGCGCACCCAGCUUGGCGCCCGCCAGCUGGCCCGACCGGAACGGCUUCGGUGGCGCCACUCUGGGCCAUGAGGUUGGCCAGGGCGCGCCGUGCAUGCGAUGCGGCUCCGCCUGUCCCGGAUUCGACCUGCACUACUGGAGGUAUGCCAACACUGCAGCUGCGGCCCGGCCGAACACGGCGUGUUCGAGGACGACAGCGCGGGCUCGGCGCAAGUCCGACGACUACUGCUCUGGACUGCGCCGUCCCCUGCGCGAGACGGCGGAGCUGGAGUGGGUGCCGCCCGGCGCACCGCCAGACCUGGUGUGCAGGUACCUUUCUCAGAUCCCGGCCGAGCGGGUGCCGAUCCGCGGCACCAGCGGCGCCGUACUGCGCCAGCGGAGCCUGCAGACACAGCUGCCGCCGCAGGACCUGGACGACAGUCGCUGGCAGGUCACCAUCACCGGCGACCAGGCGUUCCGCGGCCUGCAGGGCCUGGCCGCCACCUCGUGUCGCGCCGCCAUGCGUCCCGGCGAUGUGGCCGUGUUCGCCGAGCGCGCCGGUGCCAACAAAUGCUGGCACCCGCAGUGCUUCGUCUGCGCCACAUGCCAGGAGCUGCUGGUGGACCUGAUCUACUUUUACGAGUCGGGCCGGGUGUUCUGCGGCCGUCACUACGCCGAGCGACUGCAGCUGGGCCGCUGCCCGGCCUGCGACGAGCUCAUCUUCUCGCACCAGUUCACGGAGGCGGCCGGCCACAGCUGGCACACGCGCCACUUCUGCUGCGGCGCCUGCGGCCAGCCGCUGGGCGGCCGGCAGUACGUGCUGCGCGAAGACGCGCCGCUCUGCCUGCCCUGCUACCAGCAGCGCCACGGCAAGACGUGUGUGACCUGCUCCCGACCGAUCGCGCCCGACGGCCAGCGGGUCAGCCUGGGAGACUACAUGUUCUGGCACGCCACGGCCGAGUGCUUCCACUGCUUCACCUGCCGCGCUGGCCUCGUCGACUCCAACUUCAUCUGCGUCAACAGCAAGGUGUUCUGCAGCUCUGCUUGCGCCAGUGCCUUUUGAACGGCUCCCAGGAAUCACCUGCUCGGGAGGCUCCCAGGAGUCACUUGCGCGGAGCGAUCCCAGUGGCGGCCGUCGCGCGCUCCAUAGGGGCCCCGGUGGCGGUGUCACUUGCUCUGAGCGGUGGUGAGGGUCGUGCUCUUUGGGUAAUCCGCGUGCGUGCGUCAUAAUGUUCUGGGCGGUCAAAGCUGGUAGCCAGUGUCUGACCUUCUGGAGGUGGAACAGGUACACGGCUGAGCGAUCCAGCGCGGACGAGAGAGGCUCAGGUGCCUACAAGGCUGGCAUCCUCCCGCCUCUCAACUGAACACAGUGAAUGCAUGUGUACUGUGAGCUGA